This is a messenger RNA of Saccostrea echinata, 3751 nucleotides long. Its product is annotated as FYN-binding protein 1-like. Bases 1 to 2196 code for a protein of 731 amino acids. The record is from RefSeq and is a predicted model, not a curated record. The transcript is spliced from 13 exons. NCBI's taxonomy places the organism in Eukaryota, Metazoa, Mollusca, Bivalvia, Ostreida, Ostreidae. Gene Ontology annotation, biological process: integrin-mediated signaling pathway; protein localization to plasma membrane. Gene Ontology annotation, cellular component: plasma membrane.
AUGAAUGAAGUCUGGAAGACAGAUGUAAAUAAAGUACAGAGAACUGGGAGUAGAUCUACACUUCAGGAAAAGCCUGAGAGUAAUGUAGGCAGAACACAACCAGGAUAUACUUCCAGUAGCAGCAAUGCUGCAACAGUACACAGUGCAAAUGCGGGCAUAAACAAGAGAAAUAGUAGACUGAACAUUCCUGCUGCCUUCUUGGCAGACAAGCAAGAACCAGCCAUGAAUAGACCUCCAAUUCCAAUUAAGAAAGUUGUGACAAAUCCUGUAGAGGAUAUCAAACCUAGUUUUACUCCGAAACCGGCAUUAAAACCAGCUAGGCUUCCAACCGACAAAGAAGGAAGUGUGGCAACGAUUCUCAGGACCAUUAAAAAUGCAGAGAACAGAGCACAUGAAAAUGGGGAUGUUACAAACUCUGAAAACUCUGAAACCUCAAAGUCAAAACCUUUGAAUCCAUUUUUAGCAAGAGACUUGGAAAAUAAAGGUGAGACAACCAAUAAACCAGCUACUCCACCAAAGGCAUCAAAACCAGAUUCAGAUAAACCAGUUCCACCUUGGAAAGCAGGAAAACCAGUUGAAUCUGAAAAACCUCCACCACCUUGGAAAGCAGCCAAAAAAGAACCAGAUCCUGAAAAACCGGUGCCUCCAUGGAAGGCUAGAGCUUCUAUAGACCAAAAGGAUGAAGAAAAUACUUCUAACAAAAGUGAUAAUGUUCCACCAUGGAAAGCUCAGCUGGAAAGUAAAAAAUCAUCUGCUGAAACUAAUAGUGUGACAGAAGAAAAACCCUUGCCACUGUGGAAACAGAAAAAUCUCCAAAACAAGCCGGAGCCAUUGAGCAAACCAGAGGCAAAUAAAACAGAUUCAAAUGUUCCUCCUUGGAAAGCAAAUAUAGAACCUGUGCCAAAAGAUGAAAACAAACCCCCUCCCGUAAGUAGACUUAAAAGCAGUCCUUUCCUGGCAAAUCAAUCUGAAUUAAACAAAGUUAUAGGAGGACUGAAGAGAUCGAGCAGUACUGAAAAGUCGGAUGAACCACCACCUGUGCUAAGACACUUAAAAACUAAGAAAUCAAUAGUUCGGAAAUCUAUAACACGGCAAUUUGAUCAAAAAAAGUUUUACGCCGUAGAUAUAAAGACUGUAGAAGUGGAUGGAAACCCUCCUCCCAAACCUACAAAAUUACUUGGUGUCAUUAAUAUAGACAGUAUUGUGGAGGAUUAUAAAUCCAGACUUAAUACUACUUCAGAGGACAAACCUGACUCACCCCCAGAACAAGAGGAGGAGCUUGAGGUGGAUGAACUUUAUGAGGAACUACCCGAGGAACCAGUAUCAAGGAGGCCCGUAACUACCCAACAGGGAAGAGCCUCAAAGGUUGUCUCCCUCAUACCAGAAAUGGCUUCUGAUGAAGAGGAUGAGGGAGAGGAAUAUGCUGAUACUGCCAAUGUUGCAAGCCCUCCUCAGGUGGACCUCUCGUCCCUUCCCCCACCACCCCCAUCAAUCCCAUCCAGAGGGAGACCACCACCACCCACACCUACAACACCUGCUGACAAUGAGAUUGAACAAGAAGAAUACCAAGAUGCUGAAGCAGGUGGGAUUGAAGAAGAGGGCUUAGAGCAGGAUGAUGUUUAUGAACCACUGGAUGACAUUCAAGAAGAGAUGGACAAAAAAGAGGAAGAAGAAAAGAAAAGGCAACAAGAAGAGAAGAGACUUGAGAAGGAAAGAAAAGAGAAGGAGGAGAGAGAGAAAAAGGAAGAACAGAAAAGAAUGAAGGAGGAAAAGAAACGACAAGAGGAGGAAAAGAAGAAAUAUGAGAAAGAAAUGAAAAUGCUCAAGAAAAAGUUCCGUAUACAACCAUCUGACCUUGACAGUCCACAAGGUGAAGGUAACAUCAUGGAGGACGAUAAAGGAAGCAAAAACAGCCUGGAGGUCAAGAAGGGCAUGAGAGUUCAGAUAAUCCGUCUAACCGACAAUCCCAAGGGAAAAUGGCUGGUCAAAUUAGCAGCCACAGGAAUAGUUGGAUAUGUGGACUCCAGUAAUGUAGUCAUGGAAAACAACCUCAUUAAAUCGGUAAUGGCUGGUGAUUACAUGAACAGUAUGCCUCUUCCUCCCCCUCCUCCUGAAUUACUAAUGGAUGAUCAGGAGGAGUACGCUGAUGCAGACAUUGGUCCUGGAGAACCAGAUGAGCUGUAUGAGGCAGUGUAAAGUUCAAAGUCAGCAUGGACAAACUGCUACAAAAUUUGACUGUGAUUUUUUUUUUUUUUUUUUUUUUUUUUUUUUGUAUGUGUUUUUCCCCUAAGAAAGUGAAAUGACUCAUUAAAACAGAAAAUUGCUAAGCAGAGAGAAAGCACAGAAAAAGAUUCUUUUCUGCAGCCUGCGAUGGUACAUUUUACUAACAGAAAUCUCCUAUCUCUUAUUGGUGCAAUGGAAAGUAUCCAUAAAUCGAGGUUGAAUGUACAAUGGACACUGGUGAAUGUGGAGGCUUGCUACUUGACCCAUUCCAUUUGUCUUGUACUUAUUACCAUAUACCUGUAUAACUCUUACAUUCGCUCACUAAUGUUAACAUAUAUAUAUCAACUGACAUUUAUUGUAGUUGUAUGCAUUAUAUCUUUAUACAAUGUUUCAUAGUAGAUGUUGUCAGUAAAGACAUGACACUUUUGAUGCAUUUAGAAUGACAAAUAAAUUAAGCAUGUAGGUCUAUGAUUGACAUCUUUGAACAUGUUCAGUUAUUAAUUUGGGAUUCAGUAUUUUUUUAAGAGGAAAGCUCAGAGUGGUAAUAGAAUUAGACACGUCUCCUCGUGCAGUUCUAUUACUUGAGAAAGAAAUCCAUACUAGAAUAUGUUAUUGCUGCUAGGUUUGUCAAUGAUCAAAUAUUUAAAUCUUGUGGCACCUAAUGCCUGAAUUUUUUUUCAGUAUUGUCACUUUUUACUAGUAUACUCUAGUCACACAUUAUAUAAGUGCUUUGUUUAGCAUCUUUUUUCCCAUUUGAUUUUAUGAUCAUACAAUAGCUUAUAUAAUUGUCAAAACCAUAUUUCAUUGCUUUAAUCUACAUUUUUUAUAAACAUGAACCUGUAUCAAAUUGUACCAUACAACAAGUACAUACAGAAUACGACAGACUAGCUGAAAACUUAUUUUUCACCUUCAUGUAUAAACAUUGAUUUAAUGAAGAAAACAUCUUUAAGUGAAAUUUUAAAGAAAUGUGAACAUGUUUUUGCUAGGAAAAUACAAUUUCACAAUUUCUGUAUGGACAUUUACUUUUUAACUAAAAUAUAAUUUUAUACAUUAUUCUUUUUAAUUGACUGUUAAAUACAUAAGUGUACCAGAAACAGCUCAGCACCACCAGUGCUUUUGUCUUUUAACUUGCUGUGAUUUUAGCUCAAUUUUUUGUUUGUUUGUUUUUUGUAGUUUAAACAUUAUUUCAUCUCUAUAUUUAUUGUACAGUUUACAAUUGUUAAAUUUUGUACAAUGUAGAUGCCCCUUCCUCAAUUAAUUUUCAUUCCUUGUGUGUAACUUUCAAAUAAUCUGUAUAGCAUGGAUUGAACUGAAAACAAUUUAUUUGAAGUGUAUAAUUGCUCAGAGAGAAAAAAAAGACAAUCUUUGCUGAUUUAAUCAUCUGUGUUCAGCUAUGGUAUACUGCCACCCUACCGUAAUCCUUUUACUUAACUGGAAAUGUAAAUGCAUUCCUCCUUUUAAACAGAUUAUUUGUUAUUUAGCUGUAUUUUGUUACAAAUAAGAAAUAAAGCUAGAAAUACAAAGUUAA